AUUCUACUCUAUUUUUGUAUAGCAUCCAGUAUCAGCAACAAUGCAAGCAGACGAGACCCAAGCGAUAAACCAGCUUCAGUCUGAACAGUCCCGGCUUCUGGACAAGAUCGACGAGCUGCGUACGAUUGGGGUAGGGGGGCUCGUGGAACUACCCCAGCUGGUCGUCGUCGGAGCCCAGAGUUCAGGAAAGUCCUCUGUUCUCGAAGCUGUGUCGCGCGUGAGCUUCCCAACCAAGAGCAAUGUGUGCACGCGGUUCGCCACGGAGGUUGUUCUUCGCAGGAGCUCAACGGUCAGGUUGAAAGUGUUGAUCGAACCCGGAGCCUCGAGGACGGACGCAGAAGAGCGGCAGAGGAUUCGCGAUUUCACGCCGGACUCGUUCUCGAACACGGGUGACUUGCCGGAUCUUAUAGAACAGGCGAAGACGCGGAUGGGCAUCACGGACAGCAUGCAUGGUUUCAGUGACGACGUUUUAAAGGUCGAGAUCUCCGGGCCUGAUAAACCGGAGCUGACGCUGGUGGACCUUCCUGGGUUGUAUAUUUCGGAGAGCGAAGAACAAGGCGCCGAGGGGAUCAGGAUCGUGCGUGAGUUGACCGAACGGUACAUGGAAAAUAACAGAAGCAUCAUUCUCGCGGUCAUCAGCGCAAAGGUCGACUACCAUUUACAGAAUGUGUUGAACAUAGCCAAGCAGUUUGACCCGAAGCGUGAGCGGACCAUGGGGAUCAUCACGCAGCCCGACCGUCUCGAGAGGGACUCAGAAGAGGAAGAGAACUACAUCCGAUACGUUCGCAACGAGAAGGUCCCUUUGAACCUGGGGUGGCACGCUUUGAAGAACCGUUCGUACGAGGACAGAAUGGCAUCGCACGAUGUACGAGACGAGCAGGAAAGGACCUUCUUCAACCAGGGACGCUGGGCCAGUUUGUCCCGCGAGUUUGUGGGCGUGGAUAGCCUCCGACGUCGUCUGAGUAACGUCCUCCUGAAGCAUGUGCGGCGGAAUUUGCCCGGCUUGAUUGCAGACAUCCAGCGACAGAUCGAGGUGCGACAGAAACACUUGGAGCGACUGGGACCUGCAAGAAGCAGCGCACAAGAGCAACGGGGGUACCUCCUGGCGAUCUGCAGUAGUUUCGAGCGAAUUGUUGGCCAGGCUCUCAACGGCGGGUAUGCAGGUGAUUUCUUCGGGGGGUUCAACGGCCUGGGGAAUGACCCGAACAACUCCCAAGACUUCCGGCGUCUCCGUGCUAUCGUUCGAGAGUUGAACGAGUGCUUUGCCGAAGCCAUGGAAAUGCGUGGACAUCGCCGAUGUAUCGUGGGAACCACGCACGACGCGCCGACUGCUGAUAGCAAAGUCCUCUCACAGCCCUACAUGGAAGGUUGGACACCAAUCAAGAUUUCCCGAACAAAGAUGGAAUCAGAAGUCAGCGAUCAGGCCAAAAAGGACCGAGGGAUUGAAAUGCCUGGGAGUGCUAACCAUCUCCUGGUGGGAAGCCUGUUUCGUGAUCAGUCGCAGCCUUGGGAGAUGCUCGCACGCCAACAUCUCCUGCAAUGCUGGGAGUCGGUGAGGUACUUCGUGGGGUUGAUCCUCCAACAUCUGACCGACGAACACACCCAUUCGCUACUUUACGGAACCCAUUUUUCGCCUGAGUUGGAAAAAAUGAAAGCUCAUUUGAUGGAGAAGCUCAAUGAACUCACCUCCCAUACAAAGCGAGGUCAUCCGCUCCCCGUCGGUCCAAGCUUUCUCGCUAGAAUACAGAGAUCUCGCGCGAAGCGUCAACUUUCCUCGCUGAAAAGUGGUCUCGGUCUGAAUCUGAAGACGGGCGACGACAAGCUCACCAUCCAUGAUCUCACGCGUGCUUUUUCUACCAUGGAUCUCUCCAGAGAUCAAUUUGCAGCGGCGGAUAUCAUCGAUCAGAUGCAAGCAUACUAUGAUACUGCGAUCAUCACGUUUGUGGACAACAUUGCAACGUUAGCUGUCGAAAACUGUCUUCUUGUCCCGUUGGAGCGGAUCUUCACCAAUCAGACGGUGAAUAUGAUGGAUGAAAAUCAGCUGGAAGACCUCGCGGCCGAGCCACCGUUUGUCCGUGAAGACCGAUGUCGUCUGACGGACGAGUUAGGCAAGCUACAGGCUGGGCUGCAGACUUUCAGCGUAUUGGGGACUGAGCCCCGGUCAAUGUCGCGGCCUCCUGCGUUUCCAUCGCGACCUCCAAACUCCCCACCCGCUUCCAAGCCUGAGUUCACAUUUUCAAUGGCCCACGAAGAAAACAAUCAUCCAUGUAAGCGCGCCCGACAUGGUUGAAUGCAGAAGUCUGACUGAUCUGCUUGACUCAGCCACUAAUGGCACCCCCGAACCGUCGAGCAUCAUGCACCCUCAUUCCUCCGGUGCAAAGGAUAGUAGAGUUGACAAGUCCCCCCCCCGUGUUUCCGGCGCAGAAGGGAAAGGCAGCAACACUACCGCCCUAUUCGGCCAACCGGGCUGGGGAAAUUCUGGGACAUGGCACACCGCAAACGAUACUAGUGGUGGCGGACAGUCCAACGUCACUAAUGGAAGUCUG
This is a messenger RNA of Aspergillus candidus, 2546 nucleotides long. RefSeq names its product putative dynamin GTPase. Gene Ontology annotation, cellular component: cytoplasm; microtubule; membrane. NCBI's taxonomy places the organism in Eukaryota, Fungi, Ascomycota, Eurotiomycetes, Eurotiales, Aspergillaceae. Gene Ontology annotation, molecular function: GTP binding; GTPase activity; microtubule binding. Bases 41 to 2290 code for a protein of 749 amino acids. The record is from RefSeq and is a predicted model, not a curated record. The transcript is spliced from 3 exons.